AAGUUGAGGGAAAUAUUGAAUAUUUGGAGAAAAAAGGAAGAAAUCUUUAAAGAAAUAGGCCAGUAGCCAAUGAGCACACAGCCCCGCCCACACAUAAAAUUAGGCAAAAUGUGAACAAUGUUCUAUAUUUUUUAAAUAUUUUUAUUAUUUUCAAAUUUACAAUUAUAUAUUUUUUUAAUUUUCUGUAAUUCUCUGUUUUUUAUCCACUCAAAUCUGAUCCUAAUGUGACCCCAUAAAUAGGUUACAAUUAAAACCUUUUCUUCCGCCCCACCCAGACCCCAGGCGCCCCCCCUCAGUGAGCCCCCAGCUGAGGAUGCGCUGAACCGAGUUCGGCGUGUCAGCCUCCGGACUGCGCCUUCGCCUCACUCCGCGCGCGGCACGCGGACAGGAUGCGCGCGGGUUCCCCCUCAGAGCCGCACUGACGCCUCGCUGUGGCUCCGCGGUUCGGAAAGAGGACCCGAACGACGGCGGAAAUAGACGGAAAUGGAAACCGAGCGCCUUUGAUUGGUGACCGGAGCUGCAGGAGGUUCAGGAGCCUCGUCCUCCUUUAAUGUUGGAGAUUUCUGGAAGGAGGAGAGAAGAACCUGGAAGAUAAACGAGGGUUUUGUUGCACAGCCAGCAUGAGCAUCCUUCCCAGAUGGUGACUUCUACAGGGCUUCCAGUGAGAUGUGGCUUUGAGAACAAUCCUCCACCGUCCUGCCAUGGUCUCCAUCCUCGUCCCAUUCCUCCAUUUCUGCAUCUCCAGCUCUACUUUAAUGGUUUGAUGGAGAGCUGGGCGAAUGUCAGCGGGAACUAUAGUCAUAAGUGGAGGAAUUCUGGCCGCUGUGAUACUGCUGUGCAUUGUGGCAGUCCUCUGUUACUGUAGACUCCAGUAUUACUGCUGUAAGAAAAAUGAAUCAGAGGAGGACGUCGGCUCCGUGGCAGGAGCUGACCCCCUCUCUCACUUCCCGUGCAACACCUGCAACGCCCUCGCCAUGGACGGAACGGACAUCACCCCCGUCUCUCUGGAUCAGCUGGACACCAGCCCUCACCACGACCACUGCCCCACCUGCUCGCCGCGCCCCGACCGCGCGGCGGACAUGCGCAACGGAGGGGAACGUCUGGGCUUCCACACCUACUACGAAACUCCGCCCGUCUCCCUUCCUCUGCCCGCCAGCCUUCACGGCUCCUCCUCUCUGAGUUGCUACAGUUCCACCGACAUGUUCCCGUCUCCGCCACGGCCCUACAGCACCGACGUGUGACGUUGUUUUCACUUGUUACCACUUUAUUCAUUAUUAUUUAGGACCAAAUUCAGGUUAAACUAGUGAGACGGUUUCUACUAGCGUCGGCACAUCUUUUUAUCCGACUGCAGAUCCUAUAAAAGCUGCAGCCUUGAUAGUAUUUGAUUUGCAGAGAAAAGUUAAACUCAAGAAUCCGAUGUAUCUUUAGGAAACUGGGUCAUAAAAAAUGGUGUAUUCUAUGAGGUAAACAAGGGAAAAAGUUUAUUUAUUUUUUUAUUACCUUUUCAAUUAUUAUUAUUAUUAUUAUUAUAUUAAAAAAAUGGGGCAAUCAGAGACAAAUUGGCCACAUUUACAAGCAUGCUUGUACAAUUGUGUUAGUUAGAAUACUUUAACCCUUUAACACCUGAGGCGUCACCGGUGACGCUUAAACGCUACAUUUCUAAUAUAUUGUAACUUUUCAACCAUGAACUUGAUCAUUGUGAUUCCAGUAAAUCACAAAGGGCCAAAAUCCAAAACACACCUUGGGUCACGGGCCAAACAGGAUACAUAUUCAUUGAACAUACGAAAACUGCAUUAUUAAAACUAUAAAAAACGUAACUUCUUAAAUUUAAGCUGAAUUCGGCUGGUGAGGAUGCUAACUAAAAUCAUUAAAGCUAAUUCCUGAAAACUCUGAAGUUGAUAGCGAGCUAAAGUAUUAGAUAAAUGCCAUAUUAGCCUGAAAAACUAAAUAAAAAACUCAGGUUAGCCAAAAACAACUAGCA
This is a messenger RNA of Oryzias melastigma (Indian medaka), 1981 nucleotides long. RefSeq names its product protein FAM163A. The record is from RefSeq and is a predicted model, not a curated record. NCBI's taxonomy places the organism in Eukaryota, Metazoa, Chordata, Actinopteri, Beloniformes, Adrianichthyidae. The transcript has 5 exons. Bases 780 to 1241 code for a protein of 153 amino acids.